Messenger RNA from Aplysia californica (California sea hare), 4824 nucleotides. Its product is annotated as plexin-B1. Gene Ontology annotation, biological process: protein phosphorylation; regulation of GTPase activity; semaphorin-plexin signaling pathway involved in axon guidance. NCBI's taxonomy places the organism in Eukaryota, Metazoa, Mollusca, Gastropoda, Aplysiida, Aplysiidae. The record is from RefSeq and is a predicted model, not a curated record. Gene Ontology annotation, molecular function: semaphorin receptor activity; protein kinase activity; ATP binding. Gene Ontology annotation, cellular component: semaphorin receptor complex.
GUUCUCUCCCCUCGCAUCUCACUGUGGCUUGCGUCUGUCUGCCCCGGCGCUUUGUUGAUUUAGAUGUCUGGUUUCGGUGUAGUGGAUUCAUUUGUAGGCCCUAGUGGUAAACGCUAGUAGUGUUCCAGUUUGAAUCUUCCAAACUUUGCAAAGUGUUCAUCUUCUCAUCCCUGAACUUUUGAAGCCUGGUGGCAAACUACGUACAGAAGUGGAUUAUCUCUUCAAUUCCGAACUCUGUGCCUUGUGGUUGUGGCUACUUAUCUCGUAAAGGACGACAGACGUCCAACCUUGGGUGGCUGGAGGGCGCCACUGAGAGUAGCCAAUGAUCUUACCGAGGCGUGAGGUGUGAACGUAUUAGAGCAACAGGAUGGAGCCACGUGAUCAUGUUGCCUUGUCAACACUGCCCCUACAGCUGCUGCUUCUCCUCGCCGUGUCCAGCACCGUGACGUCACUAGGCGUGCUGCGGACGUUCCGAGACCCCGAGGACAACGCCUUCCAGCGACUGGCGGUCCACGCACCAUCUGGCACCGUCCUGGUGGGGGCCACGAACCGUCUGCACCGGCUCAACGCCAACCUGACCUUGCUGCAAAGCGCUUCUACCGGGCAGCGGGACGAUAACCCUGACUGCCCCCCUCCCAUCAUGCCCUGCUCGGAGCCGAAGACGCCCACGGAUAGCGUGACCAAAGCCCUCGUCGUCGACCCUGAGAGCGAGUCCGCCAUUGUGUGCACAAGUCUCUUUCACGGCUCGUGCCAAACGGUGCGCGUGAAGAACAUCACUUCGGUCAUCAAAUACGUUCAGAAACCCGUGGUGCCCAACGAUGCGGAGUCUAGCUGCGUCAUGUUUGUGUCGCCCGGAGCUGAUAAGAAGCCCAGUUUGUAUGUCGGGGCGGAAUACAGCGCUUUAGGAAACUCCGCCUAUCGCGAUUUGGUGCCCAGUAUUAGCAGCAGGAAGCUGGACUCACUCGACUUCGCCUAUCGCGACUCGGAGGGUGGUACGACCAUGAGCGUGAAGAAGUCUCUACGCAAAGAUUUCCCCAUCCGUUUUGUACACGGCUUCUCCCACAACGGCUUCGUCUACUUCAUCCUGGCCCAGAAAAAGGACGCCAAAUCCUCCGAGAUGGUCUCCCGCAUCGCGAGGCUUUGCGAGGGCGACAAGUAUUUCAGGUCGUACGUGGAGGUCCCUCUGAGGUGUCGAGACGGUGACAUGGACAGCCAAGCGUCCGUUGUGGCGCAGGAUGCGGCUGUGGACGGUGACCAGCUGGUGGUCAGUUUCUCUCCGGACAGUGAGAGCGGCAGUCUGUCGUCGCUGUGCCAGUACAAGAUGGCCGACGUGAACGCCGUGUUGGACGGAACAGUGGCCGAGUGCUAUAAGGGGCAGGGCAAGGUGGGGCCCGUGCAUUACCAGACGCUGAGGACGUGCAUGAGAGUGCUGUCGUUCCAGCUAGAGACAGUGUCGCUGACCCCCAGCAGUGACCUUGACCUGGGCUGCCUGUACCAGGCGGGUGGCAGCGAGCACCGGACCGAGGCCUCCAUCAGCAACACGCGGGAGGUCAGCUGCCCGCUCCCGGCCAGUGGGAAGCUCCCGCAGAUACCUCAGGGUAAGGAUCAUGAGCAGCUCUCUGUGCAUUUCCACGUGAAAGGAAAGUCCAUCGUGACCCGCAGUGUGUCUGUGUACAACUGUGAUGUCCAUACCUCUUGCACAAGUUGUACUGAGAGCACGUUUGGCUGUCAAUGGUGCUACACAUCUGGCAAGUGUCUGGAGCCUCGCGCUCAGUGUGCUGACAACAGCGGCAAGGAGGGGCCAGGCAUCAAGAUCAAGGAUAACUGCCCUCACAUCUGGACACAGUCAAGUGACGAAGGUAUCCUGGUACAUUCUGGCCAGAGCAAGCAAAUAGCCGUGAGAAUUCUCAACCUCCAGCCGGGGCAAAACGACAAUGUGAAGUGUUCCUUCAGCUACCUGGGAAAGAGGGAAGUUGUGAACGGAGCCAUUUCGUCGACCAGCUUGUCAUGUGACCCUGUCCAGUUCAGCUUCUCGGAGGAAAGUCCGUACGUUGUGGCUGAUUUCCAGGUCACCUGGGGAGCCAAUGGUCUCCCCUUGGACAACCCCAAUGAUGUUCAAGUCCGUAUCUACAAGUGCCAGUACAUGGUGGCCUACUGCGGCCAAUGUCUGUCCAUGGACUCCGAGUACGACUGCGGCUGGUGCCAGGAGCCCUGUGUCGACAAGGAUCACUGUGACGGACGCUGCACGCUACAGAAGAACUGCUCCAACCAAUGGCUGGACCGUGGGGCCACUUGCCCUGACCCACAGAUCACCAGGUUCAGUCCUGCUACGGGCCCCAUCAAAGGCAUGACGCUGGUCUCUGUGACGGGCAUCAACUUGGGCAAGUCUCCCAAUGACCUGACGGCCGAGGUCGCUGGACGUCCCUGUACUAUCAAGUCUGACCAUUACCAGUCGUCCACAAGGUUCCUGUGUGAAGUGGGUCCGGUGGAUACCGUGAGCAGUGGAACCAUCUCCGUGACGGUGGAUGGUCAGUACACAGCGACGUCUGCUGCAGAGUUUGAGUUUGUGGAUCCUGUGCUGGUCUCGCUAUUCCCCAAGUCCGGGCCAGUGUCAGGGGGAACAACUCUGACCAUUCUCGGUGACAACCUGGAUGCUGGCAGCGACACCAGUGUCAAGAUGGAGGGAGGAAUCUCUGACGUCAUCAGGGGUAACAAGACGAGCCUGGAGUUCAAGAUUCCCGCCAAGUCGGGGACCAAUGACGACGUGACGGUAGAGGUGAGCUUUGGAGGCUACAGGAAACAGGUGGCGGAGACCUUCUCCUACAAGCCUGACCCCACAGUGUCCAUGAUCGAACCUUUGAAGACAAUCAUGAGUGGAGGAACAUCGGUGACUGUCAGAGGAGAUGGCCUUGACCUCAUCCAAAAACCCGAGUUCUUCACAACAUAUGGUGGAAAAUUCUUCAAAGAGGACUGUGAAGUGAUGAGUGUGAACAUCAUGGAAUGCCAGGUCCCCGCGAUCAAGGCACCGGCUGUGAAUGUGACGGAGACCAGUCCCUUAGAGGUGCAUUAUGGGUUCAACAUGGCGGGCGUGGGGGCUCUGAAGAACGUCUCCCACGAAGCCUCGUUUGGACCGAUGCUGUACUUCCCAGACCCGUAUGUCGCCCUUUUCUCUGAAGAGGAGCGCACCAAACAGUUCCAAGAAAGUGACUUGCUUUCCAUCCAGGGUCGCUUCCGUAUGGUGAACGUUCUGAUGGCUAGUGUGCACGUGUAUGUUGGAGAGGAGCUGUGUGACCAGAUUUCUGCGAGUGAUUCUGCCAUCACCUGCGAGCCUCCCGCAAGCACACCAGAUGGGACAGACUCCACUGGCAAAGCACCCGUUACUGUCCAGAUUGGCAACAUGGAAUCUGUGCCGGGUUAUCUACGCUACUACUCCCCCGCUGACUCUAGCAAGCCCAUCGCGCUGGGCGUGAUCCUCGGAGUGGUCCUUCCCAUCCUGUUCAUCGUCAUCCUUCUCACCAUCUGUGUCUUGAGGAGGCAUCGCAAACACAAGCCUGACCAGAACUUUAUCCCUGAUGUCUUGAAAGAUUACGAGGGCAAGAAAGAAGGAGAGGAGGAGAUGAUUGGUAUGGAUAAUGUCCCUGUGAAAGUGGACAUGAACGGUGGACAACUGGACAAGAAUUCUGAUUCCACUCCGUACAUCAAUGAACUUCUGGCCAAGUUUGAAGAACCUGUGCUGAAGCAGAAUCUCGCCGCUGCCAUCAUCUCUCGCAAGAAACUGGACAUCGGUGAUGUAGUCGGACAAGGCCACUUUGGAGUCGUGUACAAAGCGGUGUACAAACACACGGAGCCAGACAAGAUGGCCGACGUGGCUGUGAAAACAUUACAAGCUCAACGGUCGGAGGCCGAGGCUCUACAGCAGUUCCUGCAGGACGUGGCCAUGGCCAGAGACCUAAGUCAUCCCCACCUUCUGCGUGUGGUUGGCGCCGUGGUCAGCCCCAGCGAUGACCCCAUUGUAGUCACUCCAUUCAUGGCCACCGAGGACCUGGGUUCAUACGUUCGUGAACCGGCAAAGAUGCUGAGUCUGUGUGAGCUGCUGACCUACUGCCACCAGAUCUCAGAUGCCAUGGCUUACCUGGAGAACCUGAGGAUCGUCCACCGCAACUUGGCUGCUCGCAACUGCAUAAUACUGGAAGAAGACGGCAAGCCAGCUUCCAUCAAGCUGACCGACUAUGUGGUCACGGGCGGCCUGUUCCCUAAGGAGUUCUACGUUGCUGAGGAUGGGACAGCUUCUGACCUGGUCAGAUGGAUGGCCCCAGAGACCGUGGAAGAUUUCACCUUCUCCUCCCAGUCAGAUGUGUGGUCGUUCGGAGUGGUCAUGUGGGAGGUGCUGACCCGUGGAGUGGAGCCAUACCCUGGCACAGAGCCGAGCCAGGUCAUUGCAGAGGUCAAGGAGGGCAAGAGACUGCCCAAGCCCAGACAGAGUCCGGAGGAUGUCUAUCAGAUCAUGACCAAUUGUUGGUCUGGGUCCCCUGGCGAACGCCCUAGUUUUGUCCAGCUGAUGGAGCAGCUAGCGACCUACACCGCCGGGGAAGAGGCUGAGGCUGGUACAGAGUCGCAGCCCUUGACAACGCCUGUGGAGGUGGGAGGUGCCGAGGACUACAAGGCUCUGAGUGACUAGAAGAAGCUGUCGUCAGCGCUGGAAUCAUAAUCUCAUAGUAUUACAGAGGAUGCUCUCUCACUCUCAUACAGUUGAAACAAAAGUUAAGGACCACUUUGACAGACAGUCCUAUUAUUUUUAAAAAUAUGCGGAAAAAAAGACAGCAA